AUGGCAGAAGAAUACAUUGUUUGGCUAUUGAACAUAGAUAGUAUCACCUUCAAAAAUUAUGAUUCUAAUAAUAAACAAUUUAGUGCUAGAGGGAAGAAAGAACUUUCGAUAGUCCCUCAAAAAUGGGUUAAUUCUACAUCGAGAGGCGAUGUUUUGAUGUGGCCAAACGAAAAAACUAUUGCUGAACAAGAAAUACUGCUUCGAAACGAGAAUACAGAGCCUAAGAAUUCUUGGCACAAGUCAAAAUGUCUUGUAAAACGUAUCAAUAUUGCAUCAUUUGACGAAGGCGUUAAAAUUACAGCGGAAAUGUCUGGCGAUUCUUCUUCGGACAUCAGUGUGACUUCUCGUAAAAAGAAAAAAUGUGAAAUGCAAAAGGAAAAUUUCCAAGCGAUGCUCAAUCUGUAUCCCAAUGUUCCAUUCUCAUCAGUGAUUUCAAGUUCUACAAAAUUUGUAAACACUUCCUUCAGUAAGCUUCCAAAAAAAUCGCAACAGUUUUUUUGGAUACUUCACCCACACUGUCGUCGGAAAUUACAAAAGAUAAGAUUACUACAUCUGAAAUGGCACUUCCAAAUCAAACAUACAACAAACCUAACUUAUUAUCGUUACCGGGACGUACUCUUCCGUCAAACGCAGCAGAAGAUGAGGUGGCUUCGGAUUAACAUUAGUGGUGAUUACGCAGAUAAUCGCAUGAUUUGUGCUCUUGAUAUCAUUAUGACGAAGCAGUUCCAAACUGAGUGCACUUGGACAGGCGCAAGUCGUAAGGGUCCAAAAAUACCAUUAAUGAUGUAUCGACAAAUACUAAAAGCUUUCGAAGAAAUAGGUACUAGCGAAACCGAAUUGGUAACUCAGCAGAAACUUGCAAACUUUUUCAUGAAAAAAUUGAAAAAUGCAAACAAAAGACUGAAAGCUUCUGGUCAACGGCGGAGUUCGCGUCACAUUGUACCAAAGAAGAAAAAUGAAUGCUUUCACGAUAAUUGUGCAUCUAAAUUUUCCGCCGAAUUCAUAGACCAUGCACAGAUAGCAGAUAUCGAUCCCAGUAUCCAUAAUCAGUUAGAAUCACUUAGCUCCUUAGGACUCUCCAUCCAAAAUCUAAUGACGUCUUAUUAG
Molecule: messenger RNA, 1107 nt
Organism: Malaya genurostris
Lineage: Eukaryota; Metazoa; Arthropoda; Insecta; Diptera; Culicidae
Exons: 4
Coding region: 1-1107 (368 amino acids)
Source: RefSeq, a predicted model, not a curated record